Molecule: messenger RNA, 3762 nt
Organism: Antrostomus carolinensis (chuck-will's-widow)
Lineage: Eukaryota; Metazoa; Chordata; Aves; Caprimulgiformes; Caprimulgidae
Product: transient receptor potential cation channel subfamily M member 2
Exons: 24
Coding region: 1-3762 (1253 amino acids)
Biological process (GO): release of sequestered calcium ion into cytosol
Cellular component (GO): plasma membrane
Molecular function (GO): ligand-gated calcium channel activity
Source: RefSeq, a predicted model, not a curated record
AUGCGUGGACAACGCACCAAGGUGCUCCCCUCUGAACUGAACAAGGUGUGCCCCGAGAGAGGAGACGACCCUGUCACACACCCCAGGAAGAUGAGUGACUUCGAGGUGGUCCCCAACCUCCAUCGGAGCAGCAGCAGUGUCUCAAGGAGCAGGCGGAAGGCACAUUUCCCCACCGGCAGCAAUGAAAAGGAAAACCUCAUCUCGUGGAUUCCUGAAAACAUCCGGAAGAAGGAAUGCACCUACUUUGUCGAAAGCUCCCAGACAUCAGAUUCUGGGAGGAUUGUCUGCGAGUGUGGCUAUCUCAGGGAACAGCACCUGGAAGAUGCUACCAAACCUCCCAUCUUCCUGGGGAAGGAAUGGGACCCCAGUAGGCACAUCCAGGAAAUGCCAACAGAUGCCUUUGGUGAUAUUCACUUCACAGGCCUGGGACAGAAGAUGGGGAAGUAUGUGCGUGUCUCCUCGGAUACCCCUCCACGGGUCAUCUACCACCUCAUGACACAGCACUGGGGCCUUGAUGCACCCAACCUGCUCAUCUCAGUCACCGGGGGAGCCAAAAACUUCAUCAUGAAGCCAAGGCUGAAGAACAUCUUCCGGCAAGGACUAGUCAAAGUAGCCCAGACCACUGGGGCCUGGAUCAUCACAGGGGGGUCCCACACUGGUGUGAUGAAACAGGUGGGAGAGGCAGUGCGAGACUUCAUCCUGAGCUGCAGCCACAAGGAGGGCGAUAUUGUCACUGUUGGCAUAGCCACCUGGGGGACUGUGUACAACCGGGAGAGCCUCGUCUGCCCCAUGGGUGGCUUUCCAGCUGAGUACAUACUGGAUGAGGAGAACCAAGGCAGCCUGUCAUGCCUGGACAGCAACCACUCCCACUUCAUCCUGGUGGAUGAUGGGACCCAUGGGAAGUACGGGGUGGAAAUCCCCCUGAGGACCAGACUGGAAAAGUUCAUUUCGGAGCAGACCAAGGUGAAAGGAGGUGUCGCCAUCAAGAUCCCCAUCGUGUGCGUGGUGCUGGAAGGAGGCCCCGGGACACUCGACACCAUCUACAAUGCCAUCACCAACGGGAUCCCCUGUGUGAUCGUGGAAGGGUCUGGGCGUGUAGCCGAUGUCAUCGCACAGGUGGCCAGCCUGCCUGUGCCCAGGAUAACCAUUGCCUUGAUCCAGAAGAAGCUGAGCAUGUUCUUCCAUGACACCUAUGAUCUUUUCACUGAAGGCAAGCUGGUGGAGUGGACCAAGAAGAUUCAAGACAUAGUGCGGUGCCGGCAGCUCCUGACCAUUUUCAGAGAGGGCAAAUAUGGCCAGCAGGACGUGGAUGUGGCCAUCCUCCAGGCCCUGUUCAAAGCAUCCCGAAACCAGGACCACUUUGGUCGUGAGAACUGGGACCACCAGCUGAAGUUAGCUGUGGCCUGGAACAGGGUGGACAUUGCUCGGAGUGAGGUCUUCACAGACGACCACGAGUGGAAGCCCACAGAUCUCCACCCUGUGAUGGCCGCUGCCCUGAUCUCCAACAAGCCAGAGUUUGUGAAGCUGUUCCUGGAGCAGGGAGUGCGUCUCAAGGAGUUUGUCACCUGGGACACCCUGGUUUACCUCUACGACAACAUGGCACCAUCCUGCCUGUUCCACAACAAGCUGCAGAAGGUCCUGCUGGAGGAGAGUGAGCACACAGCUGGCUCCAAGAUGCCAAGAAUCCAACUGCACCACGUCUCCCAGGUGCUGCGGGAGCUGCUGGGCUGCUCCACACAGCCUCUCUACCCCAAGCCCAAGCACAUGGAGCGUCCCCGGCUCUCCAUCCCUGUCCCACACAUCAAGUUGAACGUUCAGGGGUCAAGUCUCCGGUCCCUCUACAAGCGCUCAGCCAGCCGAGUCACCUUCACCAUGGACCCAGUCCGCGACCUGCUCAUCUGGGCUGUGGUCCAGAACCGCAAGGAGCUAGCAGAAAUCAUCUGGGCCCAGAGCCAGGACUGCAUGGCAGCCGCGCUGGCCUGCAGCAAAAUCCUGAAGGAGCUUGCCAAGGAAGAGGAAGAUACCGACACCACUGAUGACAUGCUGGCCCUGGCUGAGCAGUACGAGCACAAGGCGAUUGAUCCUGCUGCAAAGGGUGACUCUGUGGGUGCCUUGCUGGGCACCAAGCUGGCCCUGGAGCUCAGACUUGUCUUCCUGGUCCCUGCCUGGCCAGGCGUGUUCACAGACUGCUACCGCAAGGACGAAGAGAGAGCCCAGAAGCUUCUCACCCGUGUCUCUGAGGCCUGGGGGAAGACAACCUGUCUACAGUUGUCAUUGGAGGCCAAGAACAUGAAUUUUGUGUCCCAUGGGGGUGUCCAGGCCUUUCUCACCAAAGUCUGGUGGGGGAAGAUGUGUGUGGACAACGGGCUUUGGCGAGUGAUUGUGUGCAUGCUGUUCUUCCCGCUUCUCUACACCAGCUUCAUCACCUUCAGGCUGCAGCCCAUGGGCUGCCUGACACGCCUCCGAGCCUUCUUCACAGCACCUGUCGUCAUCUUCCACAUGAACAUCCUUUCUUACUUCACCUUCCUCCUGCUCUUUGCCUACGUCCUGAUGGUUGACUUCCAGCCAUUGCCAUCCUGGCGGGAGUACCUUAUCUACUUCUGGCUCUUCUCGCUGGUGUGCGAGGAGACCCGACAGCUCUUGUAUGACCCAGACGGGUUUGGGGUUGUGAAAAUGGCUUCCUUGUACUUCAAGGACUUCUGGAAUAAGUUGGACAUCUGUGCCAUCCUAGUCUUUAUCACAGGGCUGACUUGCAGGCUGAUCCCAUCGACAUUAUACCCUGGGCGUAUCAUACUGUCACUGGCUUUCAUAAUUUUCUGCCUGCGGCUGAUGCACAUUUUCACAGUCAGUAAAACACUGGGGCCCAAGAUCAUCAUUGUGAAGCGUAUGAUGAAGGAUGUCUUCUUCUUCCUCUUCCUGCUAGCAGUGUGGGUGGUGUCCUUUGGGGUUGCCAAGCAGGCCAUCCUGAUCCACAAUGAGGAACGUGUGGAGUGGCUUUUCCGUGGUGUGGUCUACCACUCCUACCUGACCAUCUUUGGGCAGAUUCCUUCCUACAUCGAUGGUGUCAACUUCAACAUUGACCAGUGCAGCCCCAAUGGGACUGACCCCUACAAGCCCAAGUGCCCAGAGACAAAUGAGGACAACAAGAAACCCAUCUUCCCGGAGUGGCUGACAGUCAUCUUACUGUGCCUGUACCUGCUCUUCACCAACAUCCUCCUUCUCAAUCUCCUUAUUGCCAUGUUCAACUACACCUUCCAGCAGGUUCAGGAGCACACAGACCAGAUCUGGAAGUUCCAGCGGCAUGACUUGAUUGAGGAGUACCACGGCCGCCCACCCGCACCUCCACCCUUCAUCCUCCUCAACCACCUGCAGAUCCUGGUCCAGCGAGGCUUGCUCCGCAGGCCAGCCACACGCCACAAACAGCUCAAAGAGAAGCUGGAGAAGAACGAAGAAGCUGCCCUCCUCUCUUGGGAGAUGUACCUGAAGGAGAACUACCUGCAGAACCAGCAGUGCCAGGAGAAGCAGAACAUGGAGCAGAAGAUACAAGACAUUGCACAGAGGGUUGACGUAUUGGCAGAGCUGCUGGACUUGGACCGGGUAAAGAGGACAGGGCUGGUGGAGCAGAGACUGGUCUUUCUGGAAGACCAGUUUGAGUUUCCUCACCAAAACGAUAGCAUCCGAGGCGAAAAGGUUUAUGGAGAAUGCCCUUUUGACUCCAAAGUGAACAGGAUGAAGGUGGGAAGUGGUGGGACGAGCCCCUGA